CACAUGAUCCGCUUUUCAGCUUGCAUGCAGUUGGUAUUAAAAUGUUUCCAGCAUCACAAACUGUCAACUGCGUACAUUGUGACAAUAUUUCCAGAAAAUACACAUGUCCCUCGGCUCUUUUGUAACUAGCUAGCGAUAUAUUUUAUGACAUCGUGGCUCAGUCACGUUUCCGCAGAACUUAGCAUUUAGUGGAAACUAGCUGUACCCUUGCAACUGUUAUUGUUGCUUGGAUCCAAAAGUGACAGGCAGAAAGAACGAAAGUGCGAGGGGGACUGCGAAUUAGCUGGGUUAGCUAGCUACUAGUAGGGCUGAAGCAAAGCGAGGCCUGACUGAGCGAGACGAUCGUGUUCCCUUCCGACAGAAACACGGCGAAAUCAUGGCCAACAUCGCGGUUCAAAGGAUAAAACGGGAAUUUAAAGAGGUUCUCAAAAGCGAGGAGACGAGUAAAAACCAGAUAAAGGUGGACCUAGUGGAUGAGAACUUCACAGAGCUGAAGGGGGAGAUCGCAGGGCCACCUGACACGCCGUAUGAAGGUGGCAGAUAUCAACUAGAAAUUAAAAUUCCAGAAACAUAUCCCUUCAAUCCACCAAAGGUGCGAUUUAUCACAAAGAUCUGGCAUCCCAACAUCAGCUCAGUCACAGGUGCUAUAUGUCUGGACAUCCUCAAAGACCAGUGGGCGGCAGCUAUGACGCUGAGGACAGUGCUGUUGUCACUACAGGCCUUACUGGCAGCUGCAGAACCAGAUGAUCCACAGGAUGCUGUGGUGGCCAAUCAGUAUAAGCAGAAUCCAGAGAUGUUCAAACAGACGGCCAGACUCUGGUCUCAUGUGUACGCCGGCGCCCCCUCCUCCAGCCCAGAGUACACACGCAAAAUAGACAAACUCUGUGCCAUGGGCUUUGACAAAAAUGCAGUAAUAGUGGCGUUGUCGUCGAAAUCCUGGGAUGUGGAGACAGCAACAGAGCUACUGCUCAGUAACUGAGUCUCAACGCCCCCAUCUGACCCCUCCUUCAGUCUCCCUCCAUCUGAAGCCCUCUUCUCGGCUGUCCCUCUGACCCCUCACCCCUCUUAUCUACCUGUUGGAUACCCCCUCUCAACCUCCUGGCAUUUCUCCCAUUGUCAUCAUCUCUGUACCACUCUCCAUCUUCCUUGCCAUCUUCACGUUGGCACUGUUCCCUGCCAUCAUUUCACAUACCUCAAUCAAAUGACUCCUUCCCUUAGGCCAUGUGCCAUUCCUCUCCCCCUCUACUCAUGCUAUUCAUGUCCAUUACCAUCCCAACUCCUUCAGACUCGCUGGCUUUGUCUAAACACUCCACUGGUGUCCUAUGAUGUAUACAAUCCUUUCACAUCAGUUAUGACCUUGAAAGUAAGGAAGUGUUGUAAGAUUGUUAGAACAGAGAAAUCUCCACCAUUUUGGCACUUACCACAUCACUGGUGUUUCCUAGCACUUGCAGUAGCCACAUGAUGUAUCAACUGUCUUAGUCUUACCAUCCUAAACUCUCCACCCCAUCAGCAGGGAGCCCCACCCCUCUCAACCCUGUCAUGACUAUCAUCAUCACUCUUUCUUCUUCCCCCAUUUUUUAUCUGGUUCUGGCCUCCUACAAGAAGAUGAUUAGAUUCCCGUUUUUAAAAAGAGAGAAAGAAAACAGAAACGCUCAGUGCACUGUUCACCGAUAACGCUACUCAAGCAAAUUUAAGACUGGGAGUAAAAAAAAUUAAAGUGGUUUGAAAGAUAUCGCAUCCACUGAACUAUGCCAACAGAGGUAAAAAAAAUGUCAAAAGAAUUCAUCUGUAAAUAAAGCUAUUAAAGUCUGUGUAAAUUAA
Salvelinus fontinalis (brook trout) is the source of this 1821-nucleotide messenger RNA. RefSeq names its product ubiquitin-conjugating enzyme E2 K. The transcript is spliced from 7 exons. Lineage: Eukaryota; Metazoa; Chordata; Actinopteri; Salmoniformes; Salmonidae. Gene Ontology annotation, molecular function: ubiquitin conjugating enzyme activity; protein binding. Gene Ontology annotation, biological process: protein polyubiquitination; proteasome-mediated ubiquitin-dependent protein catabolic process. The coding region runs from base 377 to 979 and encodes 200 amino acids. The record is from RefSeq and is a predicted model, not a curated record. Gene Ontology annotation, cellular component: nucleus.